AAAUGUUGCAACAUUUUCAUUUUCUAUCAUACCGUUAAGUGGUUUAUAUAUAUAUAUACGCACAUUGUAUAAUAAGAUUCAAUGAAAUUGUGUGAGAAAUAAAACGAAGAAAGAAAUCAAAAAACCAUGUUUUUCAAAUUAAUAUGUUUAGCGCUUUUAGCACUAAUGCUAUUGGCGUUGACAACGAUAACAGUAACGGAAGCUCAAGGCGAUGGUCGUUAUAGACCACCAUCACCAAAGCCGGCGGCAAGACCUGGAUCGGGCGAUAAUGGAGGAGGACGUUACCGUCCUGGUGGUGGCGCCGGUGACGGUAGAUACAAAGGCGGUGGCGAUGGCCGUUACAGAGGCGGUGGUGACGGUAAAUAUCGCGGCGGUAAUGACGGGAGAUAUGUUCACAAAGAUGUAAAAUAUGUGCACGAUGAUCGUCCGGGUGGCGCUUAUUCCGGUGGAGUGGAACCUUAUAAGCCAGAUCGUAACAUUCAAGUUACACCAGCUCCAGCUCCACCCCCACCACCGCCUCCACCACCACCUACUCGUCCUCCCAUAUCGGAUGCCGAAGCUAAAGCCAGAGCAGAAGAAACACGAAGAGCAUUAGAUGCUUUAGUGGGCAUCAGCAGCAAAACUCUGCCACAAGGCAAAGGCACUGGCGAAGGUCGCGGCGGCUGGACUAUUAUACGUUUAGAAGAUCAAAUGCAAAAAGAUGGCUAUCAUUUUCUUUACGAGACCGAAAAUGGUAUUUUAGCUGAAGAAAAUGGUAAAAUCGAACAAUUGAGCUCAGAUGAAGGUUUAAGAUCGCAGGGCUUCUACGAAUAUACCGGUGACGAUGGUUUACUAUAUCGUGUGGAGUAUACAGCUGACGAUAAUGGUUUUGUUCCACGCGGCGAUCACAUUCCAGAAACCCCGCCAUCAGUCAUUAAGCUAUUGGCUUAUUUACGCGAAAAGGGUCAACUUCAGUAACAAAUUUAAUUUUUUCUCGGCUUAAUUGCAAUUUUAAAUGAA
Glossina fuscipes is the source of this 999-nucleotide messenger RNA. It is a transcript of the gene Cpr49Ab, whose product is annotated as larval cuticle protein LCP-30. The coding region runs from base 127 to 957 and encodes 276 amino acids. Lineage: Eukaryota; Metazoa; Arthropoda; Insecta; Diptera; Glossinidae. The record is from RefSeq and is a predicted model, not a curated record. Gene Ontology annotation, molecular function: structural constituent of chitin-based larval cuticle. Gene Ontology annotation, cellular component: chitin-based extracellular matrix. The transcript has 3 exons.